Molecule: messenger RNA, 4419 nt
Organism: Loxodonta africana (African savanna elephant)
Lineage: Eukaryota; Metazoa; Chordata; Mammalia; Proboscidea; Elephantidae
Gene: EPS15L1
Product: epidermal growth factor receptor pathway substrate 15 like 1
Exons: 25
Coding region: 56-2704 (882 amino acids)
Biological process (GO): endosomal transport; endocytosis
Cellular component (GO): plasma membrane; clathrin coat of coated pit; cytoplasm
Molecular function (GO): cadherin binding; calcium ion binding
Source: RefSeq, a predicted model, not a curated record
GCGUGCUCGGCCCCGCCCCCGGUCGGCGGCGCUCAGAGCCCGAGUCCGCGGGAAGAUGGCGGCUCCGCUCAUCCCCCUCGCCCAGCAGAUCCCCUCUGGAAACCCAUUAUAUGAAUCUUAUUACAAACAGGUAGACCCAGCGUACACAGGGCGGGUUGGGGCAAGUGAAGCUGCACUUUUCCUGAAGAAAUCUGGACUCUCAGACAUUACCCUUGGGAAGAUAUGGGACUUGGCCGACCCAGAAGGUAAAGGGUUCUUGGACAAACAGGGUUUCUACGUGGCACUAAGGCUGGUGGCCUGCGCACAGAGUGGCCACGACAUCGCCUUGAGCAACCUGAACCUGAGCAUGCCGCCACCCAAGUUUCACGAUACCAGCAGCCCGCUGACGGCUGCCGCGCCCCCUGCUGAGGCCCACUGGGCCGUGAGGGUAGAAGAAAAAGCAAAGUUUGACGGCAUCUUUGAAAGCCUUUUGCCUAUAAAUGGUCUGCUGUCCGGGGAUAAGGUCAAGCCCGUCCUCAUGAACUCCAAGCUGCCACUGGACGUCCUGGGCCGAGUCUGGGACCUCAGUGACAUCGACAAGGAUGGGCACCUGGACAGAGACGAGUUCGCUGUGGCCAUGCAUCUGGUGUACCGCGCCCUGGAGAAGGAGCCAGUGCCUGCCGUCCUGCCCCCGUCCCUCGUGCCACCUGCCAAGAGAAAGAAGACGGUGUUCCCAGGAGCUGUGCCCGUGCUGCCUGCCAGCCCCCCACCGCGGGACAGCCUGCGCUCCACGCCUUCCCACGGCAGCGUCAGCAGCCUCAACAGCACCGGCAGCCUGUCCCCCAAGCACGGCGUCAAGCAGGCCCAGCCUGCAGUGAGCUGGGUGGUGCCUGUGGCUGACAAGAUGCGCUUUGACGAGAUCUUCCUGAAGACGGACCUGGACCUGGAUGGUUACGUGAGUGGCCAGGAGGUGAAGGACAUCUUUAUGCACUCGGGCCUCACUCAGAGCCUGCUGGCGCACAUCUGGGCCCUGGCCGACACAAGGCAAAUGGGGAAGUUAAGCAAAGACCAAUUCGCGUUAGCUAUGUAUUUCAUUCAGCAGAAGGUCAGUAAAGGCCUCGACCCCCCUCAAGUCCUGUCGCCAGACAUGGUCCCGCCCUCAGAGAGAGGCACCCCAGUCCCGGACAGUUCAGGCUCCCUCGGCUCAGGGGAGUUCACUGGUGUGAAGGAGCUGGAUGAUAUCAGUCAGGAGAUAGCGCAGUUACAGAGGGAGAAGUAUUCACUGGAACAAGACAUUAGAGAGAAGGAAGAGGCAAUCAGACAGAAAACUAACGAAGUUCAGGAAUUGCAGAAUGAUCUGGACCGGGAGACGAGCAGUCUGCAGGAGCUGGAGGCUCAGAAGCAGGACGCUCAGGAUCGCCUGGACGAGAUGGACCAGCAGAAGGCCAAGCUCCGUGACAUGCUGAGCGACGUGCGGCAGAAGUGCCAGGACGAGACACAGAUGAUUUCGUCACUGAAGAUGCAGAUCCAGUCGCAGGAGUCAGACCUGCGGUCCCAGGAGGACGACCUGAACCGGGCCAAGGCUGAACUGGGCCGCCUGCAGCAGGAGGAGGCACAGCUGGAGCAGAGCAUCCAGGCCGGGCGUGCCCAGCUCGAGACCAUCCUUAAGUCCCUUGCGUCCACGCAGGAUGAGAUCAACCAGGCGAGAAGCAAGCUCUCCCAGCUGCAUGAAAGCCAGCAGGAUGCCCGCCGCGGCCUUCCCCCAAGUGAUGAGGUCCUCAAUGGGGUGCCCAGCCUCACCGACCUGACCGAGCAGGGCGGCUUCGGAGCCACGGUGCAGGAUGAUCCUUUCAAAAAUAAAGCCUUGUUAUUUAGUAACAACACCCAAGACUUACACCCGGACCCCUUCCAAGCUGAAGACCCUUUCAAAUCUGAUCCGUUCAAAGGAGCUGAUCCCUUCAAAGGUGACCCUUUCCAGAAUGACCCUUUUGCAGAACAGCAGACUGCUUCAACAGAUCCAUUUGGAGGGGACCCCUUCAAAGAAAGUGACCCAUUCCGUGGAUCUGCCACUGAUGACUUCUUCAAGAAGCAGACGAAGAAUGACCCAUUUACCUCAGACCCUUUCACGAAAAACCCCUCCUUGCCUUCCAAGCUCGACCCCUUUGAGUCCAGUGAUCCUUUCUCAUCCUCCAGUGUCUCCUCAAAAGGAUCAGAUCCCUUUGGAACCUUAGACCCUUUUGGAAGUGGGUCCUUCAACAGUGCUGAGGGCUUUGCCGACUUCAGCCAGAUGUCCAAGCCCCCACCUUCUGACCCGUUCGCCUCCUCCUUUGGAGGAGCAGGAUUCUCAGAGGAUCCCUUUAAAAGUAAACAGGACACUCCCGCUCUGCCUCCGAAGAAGCCCGCUCCUCCUCGGCCCCACCCACCCAGCGAAGAAAUGGCUGAACAGAAAAACACUGCACUGUACUCACUGUUGGGCGGUCACAGUACGCCUGUAAGCCAGCUCGGCCCAGCCGACCUUCCUGAGCCCCCCGACCCCUUCCAGGCACUUGGGGCUGACAGCAGUGACCCGUUCCAAAGUAAAAAGGGGUUUGGGGACCCAUUUAGUGGAAAAGACCCCUUUGCUCCCUCCUCUGCGGCUAAGCCUUCUAAAGACUCCUCCUUGGGGCUUGCAGACUUCACCUCUCAUCAGUCCUUCCCAGGCGCCCGUCUUUCGUUUAGCUGCUGAACUCAUUAACCAUCUGCACCACCGGGGGACUCUCCCUCUUUUAUAUCAUCGUCUGAAAACAUGCAAAACGGCCCCCUCUCAGGGACUCAAGAUGCCUUGCCAUUGGCCUGGUGCUGGGGGCUCAGUGGCCCCUGGGUUCAUGAACGUCAAAGAUUCGUGCUACCUUGGAGAGGUCAAAGCUGGUGCCUUCGGUUUGAUUAUUUCUGCUCCCCCAGUGAAUGCCGAAAGCUCUCCAACCUCAGCCCCGCUGACCUACAGCCAUCAUGAGACUUGGACAUUCCAUGUUCCCAAGCACAUUCAAGACGCCUUGUUAUUUGUCCAAAAGCGAUCGGUCUACGUUGGAUCUAGGGAAGCCAGUCUCACCCACAGAAGCUGCUCGUUGCCCCUGUUCUGGCUCUGGCCCUGCAACUUGGAACCUUUUAAUUUACGAGCCCAAGUGUCCCUCAGUGGGAUGUUUACGCCUGUUGCUGUGCAUGGAAACCCUCUUCCAUCCCUGGCGUGUCUUGAAAAGCAGGCCUUUCUGUUCACUGGGAAGGCGUGUUUCCAGGGGAGCAGAGCAGCUGUUUUAGAGGUCCGCAUCAAGAGCAGGCUGGAUCUCAGGUUGGAUGAGAGGCGCUGUUGAUACUGAGGGAGUUGGGUGCAGUUUCUGCGUCAGGAUAAGCGAGCUCACUGGAUGUGGCUAAAGGGUCCCCUGCAUGUCUCCAUGAGGACUCUGUGACCUGCAGCAGCGCGUGGGUGCAGAUACCCCCGAGGGCCACCAGGUCUACCUGGAGCGCGGAUGUCCCCAAGGAGACCGCCAGAGCAUAGCUGGUGGGAUGAUCAGAAGGGCAGAUGGAAAAGGUUGUUCUGUGGAAGCUGGGCAGCUCCUGUGGGCUGGGCACACCGGCCCCCUCCCCCACUGCACUGCCCCAGUCGUGAUGGAACUCCUCCUGGUGGCACCUCAUCAGACAGGUCUGAGAACUAGAAAGUGGCCAUCACGGUAUCCCUCCAAGGCUGGAAGAGGAUUCUCUCUGAAUUCCAAAUGCAACGAGAGCCGAGCCGUAGAAAACGCCUUUCUUGAGUCCUCUUCCGGAACCCCAGUUGAACUUGACCCUUAUGGGCAUGUAGAUCCCUGUAUGAGAUCUGGGCCAAGAUGGAGUCUUGGCCUGGUGGCCUGCAGGUGGCGGGUGUUUACGUACGCAGUUAAGGGUUUAUCUGGGUGUCGCAGGUCCCCUGGGCAGGGGCCUAGGCAGUUCAGGAGGCAGAUUUAGGGCCUUGCGGGCUCGAUUCCAAGCUGGAACCAGCUCUGGUGUGGACCAGCCUCCCAGGACCCCCCUCCCAUCCCCGCUGGCUCCGUGCUGUUGACGGGUUGCUGUCACAACUGCGCUGUGGAAUGAUCCCACCAGCAUGUGUUGUUUUUUCCGUGUUUUUCUCCCAGCGAGGUGUUGGAAAGUUCCCCGAGGAUGGUGGGGAGGGGAUUCCCUUAUCUGUGGCCUGGUGGAAACAACAUGCACUGGUGGGAGCCAGCUUUCGGGUCCAGCCCGGAACCACCUGCUGAGGAGCAAGGGACCAACCUGUUUUCCAGAUGGUCUUGUCUUCGCACUGACCCUGUUCCCUGCCUGACAUCCAGGCCAGGUGGAAGGGGCGUCCUGGAUUCUACUGCCACCUCCUUCCCCUCCCCCUCCCUACUCUGCUCCUCCUCACUGCCACAUCUGACUCCAACCAAGGCCUCUUUC